Molecule: messenger RNA, 6298 nt
Organism: Oncorhynchus kisutch (coho salmon)
Lineage: Eukaryota; Metazoa; Chordata; Actinopteri; Salmoniformes; Salmonidae
Product: leucine-rich repeat and fibronectin type III domain-containing protein 1
Exons: 5
Coding region: 1045-3354 (769 amino acids)
Molecular function (GO): protein binding
Source: RefSeq, a predicted model, not a curated record
GCUUUAAACUAUGCGUGGGUGGUGUUCCUUCAAACGACAAGGGAAGUUAACGGCCAACAUUAUCAAGGAGAGCAGGAUGUUUGGCAACCUUGAUUUGAUUAUCAUAAAAUAAAAUAAAUAGUGGUUAUCUAUUCUAGGCUGUCAUUGUAGUCGUCGACCUUCACAACCAUCUCAGACUUUUAGAUACGCAGAAUAUCAGAAACGGUGUGGCUGAAUGUAACACCAAUCCCAAUGCGUCUGUUUCAAUCGCGUGUCCGUUCAAAAACACUAGCCUGACAACCCAUUGCUUCAAAGGAUCCUUAACUGCAUGGCUUUCUACCUUCAUCAUUCAUAAUGCCAAUAUUGGUACAUGCAUAUUGCACUAUAUGAAUAUACCUCUAAUGCAGCCCAACGUGUCUUAUUCAAAGCGGCAAGGCUCACUUGACAGGCUACUCAUUUGACAGGCUACACUUUCCUGGGACGAUAGCUGGAUUUCGGAUUUGGUUUUUCGUUUGCAUAUCUUUUUCAGUCUCACUUGGAUUGUAUUGGGAUUAAGGUGGGGUUUUAACCCGAUGCAGGUAUCAGGGAUAUAUCUUUCCCAUGACAUCUGCCUCGGUCACUGGAUUUUUGAUAAUUAUGGUUUAAGAAAGGACUUCGCCUAACAAUUUGUCGACCAAUUUCUGAAGUUAAAGUCAACCCGUUGUUGGUUAUACCUUUCUCGUCAAUUUCACUACUCUUCGACUAAAAAUGCUCCAGUAAGACAAUGUUUGAACAGUGGAAAUAACGCCCAUGUGCCUACCCAUAAACAUCCGCGGCGUAUCCUAUUAAUAACACCCGUAAAGCCUGCUUUGAAGUCAUCAUUGAGAGAGGCAAUUGAGAAGACUACAAAUACUGGCCUCUAGGUGUUUCUCUCUAAUGCCAGUGGGCGUCGUCCUACUCCCAGAGCUGUGACUGACUGCCAGAGGGACGGGAUGCCUAUACCCAUGUGAUAUCUGCCAUGGAGACCAGAGCUUGAUAUCUGGAUCUGGAAGUUGACACCCAGACAGACAGACAGACAGACAGAACAUGGAGCGGCUGGUUGUGUGUGUGCUGCUGUGUGUACUUCUAUGUGCGGUGCUGGUGAAGGGCUACAACUGCCCCGGCCGCUGCAUCUGCCAGCACCUCUCCCCCACUUUGACUCUGCUCUGUGCUAAGACUGGUCUGCUGUUUGUGCCCCCAACCAUCGACCGCAAGACCGUGGAGCUGCGCCUCACAGACAACUUCAUCACCAUCAUCCGCAGGAAAGACUUUUUCAACAUGACCAGCCUGGUCCACCUCACCCUGUCCCGUAACACCAUCAGCCAGAUCACCCCCCAUGCCUUCCUGGGACUGCGCUCCCUACGAGCCCUCCACAUGGACGGCAACCGCCUCAGUGUCAUCAAGAGCGACCACUUCAAAGGCUUGGUCAACCUCCGCCACCUCAUACUGGGGAACAACCAGAUCCACCACGUGGCCCCUACCUCCUUUGAUGAGUUUGUGUCGACCAUCGAGGACCUGGAUCUGUCCAACAACAACCUGAGGACCCUGCCCUGGGAGGAGAUAGGCAGGAUGAGCCACAUCAACAUCCUCACCCUUGAUCACAACCUGAUCGAUCACAUCGGAGCUGGGACUUUCACACUCCUCACCAAGCUGGUUCGUCUUGAUAUGACCUCCAACCGGCUGCAGAAGCUACCUCCAGACAGCCUGUUUCAGCACGCCCAGGUGCUGUCAGACGCCAAGGGCUCCAACCCGUCUUCCCUGGCAGUGAGCUUCGGAGGGAACCCUCUCCACUGUAACUGUGAGCUGCUGUGGCUCCGCAGACUGACACGACACGACGACCUGGAGACAUGCGCCUCCCCGGAGCACCUCAUGGACAAGUACUUCUGGUCCAUCCAGGAGGAGGAGUUCAUCUGCGAGCCCCCGCUCAUCACCAAGAACCUAUCCACCAAGCCCUACGUCAUGGAGGGCCAGGGGGUCACUCUCAAGUGCAAGGCCAUGGGAGACCCGGACCCAGCCAUUCACUGGCGCUUCCCAGACGGCAAGCUGGUGCAUAACAACUCCCGCACCAUCCUGUAUGACAACGGUACCUUGGACAUCCUCAUCACCACCCUAAAGGACAGCGGUGCCUUCAACUGUGUGGCCUCCAAUGCUGCAGGCAUCGCCACAGCUGCCGUGGAGAUCAACAUGAUCCCUCUGCCCCUGUUCGUAAACAACACAUUGCAUCACAUGCGCGAGGCUGAUCGGGGCCUCUCUGACAUCACCACCUCCUCCAAGUCAGGCAACGACACCAAGGGCCAUGACAAGCACCAGGACAGGAGGGUGGUGGUGGUCGAGUUGACCUCCUCCUCGGCUGUGAUUCGCUGGCCCUCCGAGCGCCACAUCCCAGGCAUCAGGAUGUACCAGAUUCAGUACAACAGCACUGCAGACGACACACUGGUUUACAGAAUGAUCCCGUCCACCAGUAAGACCUUCCUGAUCAACGACCUGGCGGCGGGCCGGGAGUAUGACCUGUGUGUCCUGGCGGUGUACGACGACGGCAUCACCUCUCUGACGGCCACGCGCGUGGUCGGCUGCGUCCAGUUCCACACAGCCAGCGAGGUCAGCCAGUGUCGCUUCAUCCACAGCCAGUUUCUGGGCGGCACCAUGAUAAUCAUCAUUGGCGGCAUCAUCGUGGCUUCAGUGCUGGUGUUUAUCAUCAUCCUCAUGAUCCGCUACAAAGCCCACAGCAGCCCCGAGGACAGAAAGGUCAAGGUCAGCUCCAGCAUGCACUCCCAGACCAACGGCAGCCAGCACAGACUCCAGCGCUCCACCUCCAAACAACCUGCCGAGGACAGCCACCAGAGAGAAGCCCAACCGAUGGCAGCCAAGGAGUGCAUGGCCCUGGUGCUGAAGGUGGACAGUGACAAGAGGGAGUGGGACACUCCUCUGGCCACCACGGCCAUCCUGGAAGUGGAGCUGCCCCCCCUGCCCACGGACAAGGUGAGGAGGACCAGCCUGGAUGCCCAGCGCUCUGGAUCUGGCCCCCCGUCAGAGGACACACAGACAGAAAGCAGCCUGAUGGGCUCCACCAUAUCCUUGUGUCUCCUAGGUUCCAACGCCAGCACCAAGGAGGCCCCCAGGCUCAAGGACAAGAGCGCCCUGGCCAACAUGGGGUUUAAUAAUGAGCUGGCACGAACUAGGCACAGGUUCAGCUUUGACGGGGGAGACUACUCCAUAUUUCAGAGCCACAGUUACCCCCGCAGAGCGCGGACGAGGCGGCACAAGUCUACAAACCAGCUCAACGUGGAGUCCUCACCGCUCGCCAACCGGAGAGUCACUUUCAGCAGCACUGAAUGGAUGCUGGAGAGCACAGUGUAAGAGAUACAGCCUGGCCUCUCUGGCUCUCUCAAAGACACACACACAUACCAACAGUUUGACACAUACACCCUCAUGCAUACACAUUUACAUAUCUAACAAAUAAAUCUACAUGCAUACAGACUCAGAGAGUUGCUGGAGAAGAAAACAGUCCCCUUUCAUCCUGCCUCCCCUCAUACUCCCAGAGCGACAGAGUUGUUGGACAUUUCAUUAGUUUCUGCAGCAGUGCCUUAUUCUAAAAUAUGUACGAAUGGAGGAUGCUGCUCAUUGUAGUCAUAAACUUUCCUUUCUAUCAUGGUUUUCCCCGUUUCAUGGGGAGUGAUGCUUUGAGUUUUUGUGUUCUUUGACAUGCCAAGGGUUGGGGCAUUUGUAACUUUUCCUUUAAUGUUAAAAAGAUCACACUGUAAAGUGAACAACCAGGUAUCUUGUAUGUUGAUCAUCCUUUGGGUUCUUUCAAAGACUUUUGCACACGAAGACACGACGAUACGAUGACAAGUAUCACACCAGUCUAUACAUUAAUAAAAAUAUAGAACUAUACACAUGCCGAUUUCAAAUGUUAGCAGAGGAUGGACCUGAUAAACCUGUGGACUCCUCGAUGCUGGUUGGACUGUAUGAUAUUACUAGGUAUUGUUCCAGAUGUGACUGUAUGAUAUUAAUCGGUAUUGUAUCUGGCUGGUCUAGAUAAAAAGACAACAAAAAAAAUACAUAUAGAAGUAUAUUAAAAACAUUGGUGUAUGUGUAUUAUGUAAGUCAUAUGUCACAACUUUUUACUGAGCAUUUGGGUGUUGGCCACAAGUUUUUACAUUAAAAACCUGUGUCUUCACACUUCCCCCUAUUUAGUAUGACAAGGUUUGGACCACUUAUCCCUUAUGAGAGGGUAUUAAAUUUUUUGUGUGGGUUAACUGUACCGUUUGUGCCGUGUCCUUUUCUUAUGGUGAUCCUGGAUCCUUUCGUCAAAAUCAUGAAAGCUGCUUGCACAUGGAUCAGUGGGAAGGCCUAUAUGCAUUAAGGCAUGUAUCUUAUCAAAUAUAUAUUAAGAUAUCAUAUCUUGUGCCUGUUGAGACAAACAUGUGGGGAACUUCAAGGGUCUCAAAGGAAGCUGUUGUCAAAGUAUACAAACAUCAGGUCAGAAACAAUACUCCUUUAUUUGUCACAAAUAAACUAUUUAUUCUGAUGAAGUCAAAAGAGGCCAUGAGUCAAUCAAUCCUCAGGGUCUACUACACCGAUUGAGCCACUAGGUGGAGACAACGCACCACAGAUAACAGGAUAUUAAACCCUGUAGGCCUCCUAGCCCUUCCACUAAAUAAUAAAUUAACCUUGUACAGCGUGAUGAUCAUUAAGGAGAAAGGCAUGAACUUGAAAAGAUACCAUAUAGCAGUGGCAUGCUCUCUACGUAAGAAUAAAACUAUGCCGCUCAAACCUGUUUUAGACGACAGCACCUUUUUCAGCAGGUCUCUUAAAAGGAGUUUAUAUAGUGAUGUAGAAAUGAUGUAGAAAUUCUCAUUCAGUGCUGACCUAUUCCAUUUUCUUGCACAUUACAUCUACAGCAAGUACUGUAGAAACUUAACACUAGAGGGAAACCGUACACCAUUUAUACAAUGUUAUAUGGUAAAUGGUACCCAGUUCUGGACGUAUUCAACCCAAGGGGCAUAUUAUUUCAUAGAAUUUGAUGCAUGAAGUCAAAUUCAUGCUCAAGCUCAUGAAAUAGAAAGGCUAUAGGCCUACUGAGAAGACUUGUGAAUGAUAGUCAUGUAGAUAUCCUGCAGUCAUAACAUGAGAUCCAUGUGAUUUGUCCUUCCUGUCUAAAAGUAUGGUGUGAUAACCAGAGUACAUUUUCAGAAAACGAAAUAUGCAUUUUAUUUUUCAAUGUCCCACCUGACAUUCCGUUAAAUCCCGACUCCCAUAAAUCAAAUGUUUUUAAAAUAAAUACUGAAUUUUAAAAAAGCAUAAAAGAUUGUCACAAUUGGUUGGGAAAUCUGCAUAAAAUGUCAUAAUUUUCCAUAGUAUAACAGCUAAAGUCACGCCAGGACACUAACUAUGAGACAAGGCUCAGCAGUCAAUCAACUUGUCAUGAGGUGGAAUUAGGUGGCUUUCGUUUAGUCCAUAUUUGUGCAGUGUCAGCUCACUAUCUGAGCACUGCAGCUUGAGCAGCACCAGUAACAGAAGGUGAGGUACUGCUGAAUGCCCUUAGGGGAGAACACAGGUUUGUGCUCAGCUGUACACAGAAAGAGAAGUACAGCACAGAAGAGUAUUGCAGAGGAACAUGGUUAAGGGAAGAGCGAUAUGCUUUCCCCUGCCAGUAGGUCUGUUCAAAAGUUCUAUUUGUACUUUAGCCAAUUCCUCAGUUGUCUUAUUGGAUAAAUCACAAACAUGUCUAGCAAUUAGCUAUGGUGAUGCUGUGUUCUCAACAAAUCUAGUGGGAAACAUUGGACACUAAAGUGGAAGUGGGGUGUAACUGUGAAAGCUUUGCCCACUCACUUUCAGCAACUGAAAGGGGGCAGUAUGAGGGUACAGAUUACUGGCUGCUAAUGGAAAAAGGUUGAAUCCUCAGAACUGUCCUCUGAUUUGUCCUCUCCUGCUUUCCAGUUUUUCCUCCUCUUCUUGUGUGACUCUGGUCCUGAGUCUCUGUGGGAGUCCAUCUAUCAUUUCCUCCUUCUCCCUCUCUCCUCAUCCUCCUCCUCCUCCUCCUCCUCUGAGCUGCUCUCCUCCUCCUCCUCUGAGCUGCUCUCCUCCUCCUCCUCUGAGCUGCUCUCCUCCUCCUCCUCUGAGCUGCUCUCCUCCUCUCUCUCACACUUUUUUCUCUUAUGUUUGCUCUUGCUGCUUUUCCUCUUCUGUUCCUGUUUGACACUGUGGCUCUUGUCGCUGCUGGACUCACCGUCUGACUCACCUAUCCUUCGCUGUUCCUCUUCUGUUCCUGUUUGACACGGUGGCUCUUGUCGCUGCUGGA